Messenger RNA from Drosophila subobscura, 317 nucleotides. RefSeq lists its product as uncharacterized. NCBI's taxonomy places the organism in Eukaryota, Metazoa, Arthropoda, Insecta, Diptera, Drosophilidae. The record is from RefSeq and is a predicted model, not a curated record. Gene Ontology annotation, cellular component: mitochondrial inner membrane. The transcript is spliced from 3 exons. The coding region runs from base 23 to 205 and encodes 60 amino acids. Gene Ontology annotation, biological process: mitochondrial respiratory chain complex IV assembly.
CUUUCGGCACGACCAGAUAAAAAUGGCAGCUCUGCGUGGAUGGAAAUUCGUUGGCUUCGUGUCCUGCAUUGUAGGAGCCAUUGGCUUGGCGGUGUACCCGGUAAUAUUGGACCCAAUGCUCAACACGGACAAGUACAAGUCGCUCCAGGAGUACAGCAAAAUAAAAAGAGAUGAGCUGCAGCAUACGGUUAAGAGAAGGGAAUGAAAAGGACCCAAUAAUUGUAAUAUUGAGUGUGCGUAGAGAAUCUAUACCACAGAUGCAUAGAACAAGAUGUACAUUUUGUAGUUGUUCAAACAACCACACACUUAAACUAUGU